Molecule: messenger RNA, 1186 nt
Organism: Neoarius graeffei (lesser salmon catfish)
Lineage: Eukaryota; Metazoa; Chordata; Actinopteri; Siluriformes; Ariidae
Gene: six9
Product: SIX homeobox 9
Exons: 4
Coding region: 46-903 (285 amino acids)
Biological process (GO): regulation of transcription by RNA polymerase II
Cellular component (GO): nucleus; transcription regulator complex
Molecular function (GO): RNA polymerase II cis-regulatory region sequence-specific DNA binding; DNA-binding transcription factor activity, RNA polymerase II-specific
Source: RefSeq, a predicted model, not a curated record
GAAGCCUCAUCUGCUUGGAUACACUCUCAGUUUCUCAGUGCUUUUAUGAGAAACACAAAGGAUUACAAUGCGAUUGAUUCAGCGAUUUCUCCUGAAACUGAACUGAAGGCUAUCCUGACAGAAGACUUUCUCAACAUGGCAAUGAGUUUUUCCCAGGACCAAGUGGCGUGUGUGUGUGAGGUUCUGCUACAGAGCGGGUGUAUUGACCGCUUAUCAUCCUUCCUUCGUUCUGUACCUUCUCUCUCGACGUGCUCUUCAUCCUCAUACCAUGGCCCACAGCACAGCAUGGAAAGUGUUUUGAAGGCGCGGGCUGCUGUGGCCUUCCAUCAGGGCCGGUUCAGUGAGCUCUAUGCUCUCAUUGAGGGCAACAUGUUCUCCCCACACAGUCACUCGCUUCUCCAGCAGCUCUGGCUCCGAGCACGCUACCUGGAAGCGGAGCUGCAGCGAGGGCGCCCUCUUGGAGCUGUGGGCAAAUACCGUGUACGCCGCAAGUUCCCCCUGCCUCGAACCAUCUGGGAUGGAGAAGAGACCAGCUACUGUUUCAAGGAGAAGUCACGGUGUGUGCUGAGAGAGUGGUACUGCAGGAAGCCCUACCCCUCACCCAGAGAGAAGCGGGAUUUAGCCACAGCGACUGGUCUCACAGCCACUCAGGUCAGCAACUGGUUCAAGAACCGCCGUCAGAGGGACAGAGCUGCUCAGGGCCGCAAAGGACAAAUGGAGGAUGCUGCGCCAGAGUGCUUGGGCUCAGACGGCGCAACUCGAGCUUCGUUCCACAGGUCUGACGAUGACCUUUCACCUCCAUCGAGCCCCAGCUCAAGAGAACUGUUGCCCUGCUCUCAGCUCUCCUCAUUUCAGCCUCCACCUCUCAGGCACCUGGGAGCUGCACACUACUUUCCCUAUUGAGGUGACUCCAGCCUUCAGUGCAGACUAAACACACUUCAGUGAGCUGGAGUAGGAACAUGGACAGACAGCUACUGCCCUCCAGUGACAAGAAAGCAGAAAUUCCCUCAUAGUCUGAUUAAUCUGUUUUCCAUACACUGUACAUGCCUUAUCAAGAAGGUUUAAAGAAAAUGUCUUUUCAUGCUACAGGAAAUUAUGACAGUGUGCAGUGUGUUUCAAAAUAUUAAUUUCCUCCUUAUCUACUUGUAUUUCCCCCUCAACUCUGUAUAAAAUAUACUUCAUAUUC